GAUUGCGAAAUCAAUUGGAGAGCAACUCGCAGACCAGCUCUCUGUCUUUUGAUCCAUUCUUCAUUCAGAAUAAUCUCCAGAAAUAAUCAAACAUGGCGGCAGCUGCAUCGACUGCUACUCAGUCGCAGCUCUCUUGCUUCUCCUCAAUCAACCGCAAUCUCCACCAGCUCCAUCUCCACCGCCGCUGCUUCAUCUCCUUCCCGUCCUCUCCCCGUCUCCCCAAGUUCUCGAUUGUUAUGAGCGCUGAAGGCCGCGCCAGGGGGAAUCCGGAUCCUUACAAGGGUUAUGAAUCGGCAUCAAAGUCAAUGCCCUACGGAGAAGAUACCAUCGUGGAAGAGUCGAGUAAGAACGCUGAUCUCUUCGUCGAGAAGAAGAGUGUCUAUGGUUCCGCCAUGAUCCAUGAUUUCUGUUUUGGCAUUCCCUUUGGGGGUCUUGUCCUAAGUGGUGGGCUCAUUGGUUUGUUAUUCUCAAGAAGUUAUGCAACAUUCAGUGGUGUGCUAAUCGGAGGGGGCUUACUCGCAUUUAGCACUUAUAGCUUAAAGAUCUGGAGACAAGGGAAGUCCAGUUUACCAUUCGUUUUCGGACAAGCUGUGCUCUCGGCAGCUCUUUUGUGGAUGAACAUUGAGGUUUACUCAUUGACCAAGAGCCUCCUUCCAGCAGGGUUUUUUGCUGCUAUUAGUGCUGCAAUGCUGUGCUUCUACAUACAUGUCUUCAUCUCCGGAGGCAAUCCACCACCAAAGAAGUUGCACUAGCCUGCCGUGAGGACUUGAUCUUCUAGGUCAGCCAUGGUUAUAUUUAUAGGUGAAAAAGUGUUGGUUCAUUUUAAGUGAUGCACUCUGCCGGGAUCAGCCACGAUAGUUUUGCGAGCGUACAUGAUUUCUGUUGUAGUAGAGUAUAAUUAAGGACAAUGAGUGGGGAAUCAGUUGAUUGAGGCAAAUUGUUAUUACCCGGCUACCGAAUUUUCAGAAAGAUCAGAAAAUGCUCGAUCUGAUUUGCGUUGCUGGAGUAUCAAAAGCUGUAGCCGAUGUCAUGGAGGAUUGGUUGAGUUCUGCAGAAGAAAAGCAAAAGGUUAGACAAGAAGUUGUGCAGAAAGGAUGGCCGAGUCUGGUAAGUUAAACAGAGAAUGAGAAGACUGAAGAACUUGCAAUCUGGAUUUUAUAUUUAGCAAGAAUGUUACUGGACAUCAAGGUUUGGAGCAGAGUUGUUUUUGAAUUUAGUAGGCAGAACUUAUAUUCUUGUAAUUCAUGAAAUUUUCAAUGCCACUUUCUCACAUUGCACCAAAAGA
Linum tenue is the source of this 1285-nucleotide messenger RNA. The record is from the annotation of a GenBank genome assembly. Lineage: Eukaryota; Viridiplantae; Streptophyta; Magnoliopsida; Malpighiales; Linaceae.